AUGACGUCUCUAGCUAACAUGGACAUGCCCAAAGGUAGGGGAAAGAAAGCGAAUAAAGCGACGCAAAAACGAAAAGGUCCCGCCAAUGCCCCAAAAAAGCCAAUCGUAGAAACAUACGUGUCAAGUACGAAUUCGACAGCUGGCCUCCACUAUUUUCAACCAACUGAAAGUAUUGCCGGUAACUCUGCAGCUGCUACUCAACAACCACUUUUGUCGCAAAACCCUUGCUCCGCGACACAAGUAUUGCUUCCAAUAACAACACAGUUUCAGUCAAAUAAUCCUGCAGCAACAGCCACGACCAUGACAAUUGUAGCAGCAAACGUAUCAAAUACGAAUUCAACGGUCGGCUCGAACAUGCCUUCCCAACUCCACCAUUUUCAACCAGCACGAGCCAUUACUGGCACCCCUGCAUCUUCUCAUCAACAACCUUUACCUGCAAACAGUUGUCCUUCGGUAUCAUCAUUGCAACAUAUGCCAACACGUAGUGUUCAAUCAAAUAAUCCUACAGCAACAACUAUGAUAACAAUGAUUCCUACUCAACAAGAGCUACCACAAUCUUGCUUGCCAUUCAAGAUACUCCAAAACCUAAUCCACCGCCUGGUAUCUUUGUCGUGUAUCUAUUAA
Messenger RNA from Paramuricea clavata, 624 nucleotides. The record is from the annotation of a GenBank genome assembly. NCBI's taxonomy places the organism in Eukaryota, Metazoa, Cnidaria, Anthozoa, Malacalcyonacea, Plexauridae.